Messenger RNA from Cheilinus undulatus (humphead wrasse), 1324 nucleotides. It is a transcript of the gene noazfp, whose product is annotated as zinc finger protein 330. The record is from RefSeq and is a predicted model, not a curated record. NCBI's taxonomy places the organism in Eukaryota, Metazoa, Chordata, Actinopteri, Labriformes, Labridae. The transcript has 10 exons. Gene Ontology annotation, molecular function: zinc ion binding. The coding region runs from base 60 to 1022 and encodes 320 amino acids. Gene Ontology annotation, cellular component: nucleus.
CCCAUUUCAAAACCGGACCUGCAAACUGUCGGAGUGCGCAUCAUCCCGCUGAAGCAGAAAUGCCCAAAAAGAAAACCGGUGCCAGGAAGAAGGCCGAGAACCGCAAAGAGCGAGAGAAACAGAGUCGAGCCAACCGGGAACAUGUGGAUGUGGCCAAACACCCCUGCAACUUUAACAUGGACUGUGACAAAUGUCAGAGAAAACAGAAGAACAGAGCUUUCUGUUACUUCUGUCACUCCCUGCAGAAGCUGCCUGUCUGCGCUCAGUGUGGCAAAACCAAAUGCAUGAAGUCAUCAGACUGUGUCAUCAAACAUCCUGGGGUCCACACCACUGGAAUGGCCAUGGUGGGGGCAGUGUGUGACUUCUGUGAGGCUUGGGUGUGCCACGGCAGGAAAUGUCUGAGCACACACGCUUGUGCAUGCCCCCUGACUGAUGCUGAUUGCAUCGAGUGUGAACGCAGUGUCUGGGACCAUGGAGGGAGAAUCUUUCGCUGCUCUUUCUGUCAGAACUUCUUGUGUGAGGAUGAUCAGUUUGAGCACCAGGCCAGCUGCCAGGUCCUUCAGGCAGAAACAUUCAAAUGUGUUUCCUGUAACAGACUGGGACAACACUCCUGCCUGCGCUGUAAGGCCUGUUACUGUGACGACCAUGCGAAGAGUAAGGUCUUCAAACAGGAAAAAGGCAAAGCACCGCCCUGCCCAAAGUGCGGCCACGAGACCCAGGAGACGAAAGACCUCAGCAUGUCCACUCGCACGCUAAAAUUUGGCCGCCAGGCUGGGGCCAAUUACGAUGAUGAUGACGAUUAUGAUGGAGCGUCAGGCUACGAUGCUUACUGGAAAAACUUAGCAGCAGGAGGCGGAAACCAGCAGGAUGACUACGAAGAUGACGAUUACGAGGAAGAUGAAGAUGACGAGGAGGACGAUGAUGAUGAUGAGGAGGAAGAGGAAGACGAGGAGGAGGAAGAGGGCGAAGUUGACAAGGCUGCUGAUUCUGUGGCUGGUCUUAGAGUGGACGGAUCUGUGUGAUCUGAAUAGAUCUCAUUGAUCCAGAAGAUCCUCAGAAGAGGAUCCCAUGUUACACAUCAGGAAUGAACAGGAAGAUACUUAAGAUUAAAGGAAUAUUGUUGGCCUAAUUAGCACUGUGUGUCAAUAUACAGUGAUUAUGCUAUUAUGCUCUUUAUAAACCUUACUCAUUUAAAUCUUAAAUCAGCCAUACAAGUAACAACCAUGAUAAAAUAAAGGGUUUAAGUAAUUGUUAUUUUUAUUAAAACUGACAGUUCAAUGUUUGAAUAAAGUUAAGUGGUUAAUGAAAAUAACCAGAAGUUUAA